AUGAAAGCAGCCUAUCUGGGCCCUAAGGCAUCCUUCUCUCAUCAAGCAGCUCUUGAGAUCUUUCGAGACACUACCAUUCAAGUGGAGGCGUUACCGACGUUCGCGGACAUAUUUGAGGGUGUCCAGUCCUCGCAACACCAAUAUGGGGUGGUACCGUUCGAGAACUCAAGCAAUGGAUCUGUUGUGCAGUUGUUGGAUUUACUUGCAGACCGUCAGAUGAAGUACAAUGAUGUCAAAGUAUGCGCUGAGCACUAUUUGCCAGUGCAUCACCAAUUGCUUGUUAGGCUCUCUGGUCAAGAUGCUUGGAGACCAUCAGGGCUUGAAGAAGCCUUGACGCACGUCAAGAAGUUCUACACUCAUCCACAAGCUUGGGGUCAAUGCUCUGCCUUUCUGUCUCGAAAUGAUUGCAAACACAUCGUGAGACAGGACUCUUCAAGCACGUCAGAAGCUGCUCGUGUUGUGUCAGAAAACGAAGCGGGUACCUGUGCCGCAAUUGCUAGUAACCUAGCUGCCGAAGAGUAUGGGCUAGUGAGGCUGGCAGACAGCAUCGAAGAUAAGGGAGACAACACUACGAGAUUCUUCAUCGUGGCAAAGGCGGACAUCAGUGUUCCGAAAUCUGCACUACAGAAUGGCAUUGGGAGUUCCAGAAUCUACAAGAGCCUGGUUUCGUUUACGAUUGAUCACGAUUCGCCAGGUACUCUCGCUGAUGCUCUGUCGAUUUUCAAAAUGCAUCAUUUCAACCUUACGAGUAUCAACACAAGACCUAGUCGACUUCGACCGUGGCAUUAUAUCUUCUUUGCAGAGUGUGAGCAAAAGCACCACCAACAUCAGGCGGAUGCCAUCACGAAUUUGAUAUCAGAUCUUGAAAAUGUCGCCAUGAGCUGUCGUAACUUGGGGUCGUGGGAAGACCAAUUGAUGCCAGUUUGA
Endocarpon pusillum Z07020 is the source of this 927-nucleotide messenger RNA. RefSeq lists its product as uncharacterized. Gene Ontology annotation, biological process: L-phenylalanine biosynthetic process. Gene Ontology annotation, cellular component: cytoplasm. NCBI's taxonomy places the organism in Eukaryota, Fungi, Ascomycota, Eurotiomycetes, Verrucariales, Verrucariaceae. The transcript has a single exon. Gene Ontology annotation, molecular function: chorismate mutase activity; prephenate dehydratase activity. The record is from RefSeq and is a predicted model, not a curated record. Bases 1 to 927 code for a protein of 308 amino acids.